Molecule: messenger RNA, 1394 nt
Organism: Lolium perenne
Lineage: Eukaryota; Viridiplantae; Streptophyta; Magnoliopsida; Poales; Poaceae
Product: E3 ubiquitin-protein ligase SINA-like 10
Molecular function (GO): zinc ion binding
Source: RefSeq, a predicted model, not a curated record
CCUCUGUUAGAUAGGCACAUGGUGAACUGCUGGUCAUUUACGCGCACCACCCUCAGCAAAAUCUCAGGUUGCACAUUCCCUCCCCACCCACAAGGGCACACCCUCCCUCUCCUCGUCUGCUUCGAGGCAUCCGGCGCCAGUCCCGCGCCGCAGCAAGAGCAGCUCACCAUGGCGGAAGUAGCAGUGUGCAGGAGGAUCAAGACGGGGACGGAGGUUGGAGCGAGGCCAGACGGGGCGGCGGCGGAAGAGGGGAGGCCGGAUGGCGAGAUAGCAAUCAAGAUAAGCUCCGAGGCCCUCCUCUGCAGGAUCUGCCUCGAGCCCCUCAAGCCACCCAUCUUCAAGUGUGAGGCUGGGCAUGUUUUGUGUUCUCCGUGCCUAGAAAAGCUCCGUCUGGACGGGCACGCUUUGAAGUUAGAGAUCUUUUGUGAUCUGUGUUGCAAAACCACGAGUUACCGCCGUUGUGUCGAACUAGAGCUAUUCAUCAACGCCAUCAAAGUUCCAUGCUCAAACCAAACAUAUGGCUGCAAUGAGUCCGUCAGAUACCAUGAGAAAGAGAAGCAUGAAAGCCAAUGCACACAUGCUCCAUGCCACUGCCCAGAGACUGACUGCACUUUCAGAGGGGCAGUAUGUUGCCUUCUGGAGCACUUCAUCACCGCGCACGGAUGGUCGCCAACCAACUUCAGCUACAACAAGCCACUGAAGGUAUCCAUUCCUCAUGACCACCGUUUCACCCUCCUUGUCGGGGAAGACCAGUCCAUUUUCCUCCUGACCAACACUCUGGCGGGAAUCGGCAAUGCUCUCUCCAUGGUCUGUGUCAGGCCUUGUGAAUCUGGACCAAACUAUUCAUGCAACAUCUCUGCUGCUAACAGUGUUGUUGGUGGAAAAGCUGAGGGGGGGCUUGUGUUCCAGAAGGACCCACUUGUGUCGAGCAGCUCGCUGUCAGGUGGAGUUCAGUUGGGCAAGUUCUUCCUGCUGGUUCCCCCAGAACUCGCCGAUAACCCAUCUGGCGAAUUGACCGUACACAUCCGUGUCGACAGACUUGCGGCUUAAGGAUCUCAGCUAGAAGUUCCCAGCGAAUUCUGGGUCGGCAUCUUUGCAACUAACAUCACCAGGAAUGACUGCAGAAGAAAAUUGUUUAGUUAUGUAGCUUUGUUGCAAGCCCCAAACUCAUGAGUGUCAUGAAUGACUGGCUGCUCUUGGUAAUGAAGAAUAGCUUCAGAUCUACCGGUUGUUUAAUGUAUCAAUUGAUGAUCUAUAUCUUGCAACUGAAUAUUAUACUGUUUGUCAGGUAUGAUCAGUUAGUAAGAUGAAUAUUAUUGGAACUAGUAUUUGAUCCAGGAGUUGUUGUAGAUAUGAUUUACCACUAUAAUCUUCACUUGGCCAUGUUGGAUACA